This is a messenger RNA of Penicillium riverlandense, 291 nucleotides long. RefSeq names its product zinc knuckle domain protein. Bases 1 to 291 code for a protein of 96 amino acids. Lineage: Eukaryota; Fungi; Ascomycota; Eurotiomycetes; Eurotiales; Aspergillaceae. The record is from RefSeq and is a predicted model, not a curated record. The transcript has a single exon.
AUGGAAGAGAAAGACCUCCAGGAACGCAGUUUCCGAAUCGAAGAUAUCGCCCGGCUGAAGAAAAGGGAUAAAAUGCUGGAGACAUUCGCCUCAAUGGGUACAUGGUUCGACUCGACGGAGGCUGAAGAGUGGAUGCUCGACAACGGCCUUCUGAUCCCCCAGCGGUACAUCGGUAGGGUAGAGAGAUGCGAGAUCAAAAAGAAGCGGGCGCUUCCGAUGCCAACGAUUCGGCCAUCUGGCAUGGUCGUGCAAGGAAGCUCCACGUUGCGGCCACUGUGGCGGCCAGCAUGA